Molecule: messenger RNA, 2490 nt
Organism: Spinacia oleracea (spinach)
Lineage: Eukaryota; Viridiplantae; Streptophyta; Magnoliopsida; Caryophyllales; Amaranthaceae
Product: putative disease resistance protein RGA3
Molecular function (GO): ADP binding
Source: RefSeq, a predicted model, not a curated record
AUGGAUGUGUCAGGAGGUCUUUCACUGGUGCAGACCGUCCUCCAACUGCUGGGUUCUCCCAUUUGGAUGGAGAUUCAAGCUGUGUUGGGUGUAGAGUCCCAACUUGACAAACUCAAGGUCACCAUGUCCACCAUCCAGAACGUCCUCCUUGAUGCUGAAGUUCAAGAGCGACUGCACCAUGGUCAUCGCAGUAACGUCGAACGUAGCAGACUUGAGGGGCUUAAAGAAGCCCUUUACCAAGCCGAUGACUUGCUUGACGAGGUUCAUUCUGCUUUUACAUGGUCUCGAGAGAUCAAGAAUAUUGGGGAGGAAUUGGAUGACAUUGUCAAAGAUCAUCAACAUGUCUUUGGCUUAACAUAUCCAGUUGGUCUCGAGCACAACCGGGUGAGAAAGAAUCCUAGAGAAACACACUCUUUUGUGUCCGAGGAGGAAGGUGUGAUUAUUGGGAGAGAUGAUGAUAAGAAAACAAUUAUAAAAAUGGUACUGAACGCUACUAUUGGGGAAGAUCUUUCUAUUAUCAGCAUAGUUGGGAUUGGAGGGAUGGGAAAGACAACUCUAGUUGGACUUGUUUAUAAGGAUGAGGAGAUCUGUAUGAAAUUCCCUCUAAAAAUGUGGGUUUGUAUCUCUAAUGAUUUUGAUGUGAAAGCGCUUGUUGGUGAAAUCCUUGCAGUUUUAAAGCCUGAAUUCAAGCAAGAUGGCCUGAAUUUGGACAUGCUCCAGAUAAAGCUUCGGAAAGAACUUGAUGAGAAGAAGUAUCUCCUAGUUUUGGAUGACGUAUGGAAUGAGGAUCCGAGUAAGUGGCAUGAAUUGAGAAAACUAUUAAUUGGAGGUGGGAGGGCUAGCAGAAUUCUAGUGACUACUCGCUCCAAAAAAGGUGGCAGAAAUUGUCGAAAGCCCACAAAUACAUGUAUUGGAGGGCCUUUCUAGGAAAACUCUUGGAAUUUAUUCCAGAGAAUGGCACUUAAACCAGAGGAAUUUUCAGUGAAGCCACACUUAGUGGAAAUCGGAAAAGCGAUACCCCAUAAGUGUGCCAACGUCCCACUUGCCAUAAGGGUGCUUGGAAGUCUUCUUCGAGGUCAGGGUGAAAGUAUGUGGCAGUAUUUGAAAAACACCGACUUGAUAAACAUAAAACAAGAUGAGAUCAAUGGUAUUUUACCUGUUUUGAAGAUUAGUUAUUACUAUCUUCCGUUCCAUUUAAAGAGUUGCUUCAGUUACUGUUCUAUAUUCCCAAAGGAUUAUAUUAUUGACAAGGAGAAGUUGAUCUGUCUUUGGAUGGCACAAGGCUUCAUUAUACCAUCAGACGGAGAUAGUUUUGAAGAUGUAGGGGAGGAGUAUUUCACGCAAUUACUACAAAGGUGCUUCUUCCAAGAUGUACAACGAGACGAGGAAACUAAUGAAAUUGAAUCAUGCAAAAUGCAUGACCUGAUUCAUGAUCUUGCUAGUGAAGUAGCAGGAACAGAAAUUGUAUCGUCCAAGUAUAAAACAAGGGGUUUUAGAACAAAAACUCGUCAUAUAUUUAUUGAUGAAAUUACCAACACCCUUGAAGAUGUUUAUAGUGACUUCACCAAGAUGAAAAGGAUGCAUACAAUUUUCAGAAGUAUUGAGUUCCGCUAUUCAGGAAAUGGGGUCGAGUUCUCAAAAUUAAAAUAUAUAAGGGUAUUAGACUUGAAGUCUUCUGAUUUGGAAUCAUUGCCGAGUGAUAUAGGUAAAUUGUUGCAUCUAAGAUAUCUUGACCUCUCACAUAAUUCUAAGCUCUUUAUGUUGCCCACGUCCAUUACCAAACUUUACAACUUGCAAACAUUGAUCUUAAGUCAUUGUCAUAGUCUAAAAGCUUUUCCAAGGGACUUGAGCAAACUUGUUAAUCUUAGGUACCUAAAUAUACGUGGUUGGAGGGAAUUGAUUCAUAUGUCUCUGGCUAUGACAUCUCUGCAAACGAUGAAUGGGUUUGUAAUGAAAGGAACAAGCAAAGGUUGGAAUUGGGAGUUACCUCCUCGUUGUUCUGUGUCUUCUGACCGUCCACAUAUUUUCAUGAAUAAUAAACACGCUAUGGUAAUUUACCAUGUUACAGAAGAUGCAGUAGAUGUUAGGGAAGUGGGAUUUCUGUUAAAAAGUCGACAUUUGAGGAUAAUCAGGAGUGAGGAAGUGGAGUAUAUUGAGACUAGUAAUGUUAGUGAAGAAGGGGUUGCAACAACAUCAUCAGGAAGGUCAACACAAGGUGGACCAGAUCAUGACUUGAUUUUCUUUCUAGCCCUUGAAGAGCUUGUGUUGAAUGUGUUACCAAAAUUGAGGGAAUGGAGGAAAACAGAAUCAGAAUCAGAAUCAGGGAAGGCUGAGACAAAAGAAGCGAUAGGGUUUAAAUCAAAUUCAUACUCAUUUCAUCAGCUUUCUUAUUUGGUUAUUUCGCAUUGUGAUAGUUUGAGAAACUUUCCCCACUGUCUGAAACUGGAAGAAUCGAACAUUGACCUGAAAGAAAUUAGAAGUCGGAAUUAG